Molecule: messenger RNA, 3594 nt
Organism: Tetrahymena thermophila SB210
Lineage: Eukaryota; Ciliophora; Oligohymenophorea; Hymenostomatida; Tetrahymenidae
Product: phospholipid-translocating P-type ATPase, flippase family protein
Exons: 14
Biological process (GO): endocytosis; retrograde vesicle-mediated transport, Golgi to endoplasmic reticulum; phospholipid translocation
Cellular component (GO): endosome; trans-Golgi network; plasma membrane
Molecular function (GO): ATPase-coupled intramembrane lipid carrier activity; ATP binding; magnesium ion binding
Source: RefSeq, a predicted model, not a curated record
AUGGCUUAUAAAGGAAUCAACGGAGAAAAUUCAUAUAACAAUAAGGAAUCUCUAAUCGAGGAGUAGAAGGAUGUAGUAGACUAACCCUCAUUAAUAUUUCGAAAUAAUAGUUCUCGAGCAGGAGUUCGCAAUAAUAAAGACAAUAAUAAUAUCUCUCUUGAUAUAGAGGGAAAUAAAUCUAAUUCAGGAAACUCUUUUAGCAGUUAAAGCAAAUAAAAUUAAAGAUAAAAAGAUAACAGCCAAAUAAAAAUGCAUAAUUCCUCUUAAUCUAGUAGCUUCCUUACAAUACCAAGAGAUGAUACGAGUUAAAUAGUUGUAAAUGAAAAAUAUAAAUAAAAUGUAAUUAGAAAUGAAUAAUGUAUACACGUCAAAGAACCUUUACUCAAAGUGAGACCAAAAUAAGAAGCAAACUAUAAAUUGACAUUCUUCCAAAAAUUAAAAAAUUUAAUUGGCAAUCCAGAUCCUUAGAAAGUUGAGAGAUAAAUAUACAUAAAUGGAGAUAUAUUUCCACAGAACUAUUAAAUAAAUUAAAUUAAAAAUUCAAAAUAUUCUCUUUUAACAUUCUUGCCACUAGUUUUAUGGAAUCACUUCUAAAAUUUUAUGAACCUUCUAUACCUUAUAAUCACUAUAUCUUAGUUUAUAUACGACUUAAAGGUAGGAUAUGUCUAUACUUAUCUCUCGCCUGUCAUUUUUAUUGUUUUUCUAGUCAUGGCUCGAGAAGUAUAUGAUAAUAUUAAAAUAUUCGUGCAAGAUAGUAAAUACAACCAGACAGUUUUUAAAGUGCUCAAUUAUUAAAAUUAAUUUCAAGAAGUUAAAAUCCAAGAACUAAAAAUCGGUUAGAUAAUUGAGCUGUAAGAAGGAUAACCAGCUCCAGCAGAUUUACUAAUUUUGUAUUCUAGCAAUAUAAAUGGUAAUAUUUUAAUCAAGACUGACCAUUUUGAUGGAAAAACAAAAUAAAUUUCAAGAAAGGCUAUUAAUUAUUUUUAGUAAGAUAUAAAAAAACGUUAAAAUGAUUAUCUUCAACUAAUUGAUACAGAUGGUUAUGUUGAAAUUCCACCACCAUCAGCAAACUAUAGCUAAUUCGAAGCUACUUUCUAUCUUAAUGAUGGAUAUAGUAAGUAUAAUGAAAAAAUUACAAUUGAAAAUGCAAUAUGGCAAAAUAGUACAGUAUCAAAUGGAUUUAUUUUAGGUUUGAUUAUUUACACAGGAUCUGAAACAAAAACAAACAUGAACAUGAAAUCGCCAAGAUUUAAAAUAGGAAAAUUUGACUUAGAAGCCAACUUUUUAAUGAAAAUAUUUUUCUUAAUAGUUAUUUUUUAUUCAUGCUUGAUUGUGAUUAUUAAAGGAAACAUAAUGAGUUCUAUAAGAAUAGUAAUUGAUUUUAUAAGAUAUUUAAUUUUACUCUGUAAUAUUAUUCCGGUUUGCUUAAAAAUAAAUCUUGAAAUGGUCAAAAUCUAUUUUACAUUUAGAAUCAAUAAUGACCCAGACAUGGAAGGAGUUAACUUUAAGGAUUAAAAUAUACCUGAAGAAUUAGGGCGAGUUUAAUUCUUAUUAGCAGAUAAAACAGGAACUUUAACAAAGAAUGAAAUGAUUUUUAAUAGAGUUGCUUUAGAAUAAGCAACUUACACUCAUGAAGAUAUGAUUGUCAUGCAGUCUAUUAUUAUCAAUUAGUGUUAAAGAUACUUAGAGCCUCUGGCAAAUUAUCAGCUCACUUCUUCAAAUACCUAAUCAAAUGAUUAUAAAUUUUAGAAGCGUGCUAAAGAAGAAAUAUUUAGAGAUUUAGUUAAUGCAAUGUGUAUUUGUAACACUGUAUCACCUGGGAUAGAGCUAAUAUCAAGAUAGAGUAAAUAUUUAGGUGAAUCAUAAGAAGAAGUGGCAUUUGUAGAAUUUGCUGAGUAAUUAGGUAUUAAAUUGGUGACAAGGAAUGAAGAUACUAUAGGGAUAGAAAACUGUAGAGAAAAUAAAGAUUACUAUUAAAUACUAGACUUAUUUGAGUUCUCUUCAGAAAAAAACAGGAUGGGAAUCAUAGUUAAGCAUUUGAGUAGCUAAAAAAUUAUAUAUUAUGUAAAAGGAUCAGCUAGAGAGAUGUCAGAACUUGUAAUUGAGUCAUCAAGAAAAUUCAUAAAUGAAGAAAGCUCAAAUAUCGGAAGUGAAGGAAUUAGAGUCAUGGUAUUUGCAUAAAAGUAAAUAGACUAAAAUGAUUACAAUAAAUGGAAAUAAGCAUAACUAAAUAAGAACAUAAACGUUAACAUGAGCUCUCCUUUAAUGAGAAAUAAUAUUUAAAACGCUUCCCAAAUGUUUGAUUAAUUUGAAAAAGAUAUGGAAUUUUUAGGUAUAGUUGGUGUAGAAGAUUAGCUUAGAGAUGGUGUUUAAUAAACUAUAGAAACUCUAACAUUAGCAGGUAUUUCAGUUUGGAUUGUAUCUGGUGACAGUAUGCAAACAACUAUAAGUGCAGCUAUUUAAUCUGGAAUCAAAUAAAAUGAUUAACAUUUUAACAUAGUCAAGAAAGUUUACGACGAUAUAGAUAUAAAAGCAAAGCUUAUGUACAUAAAUAGUGACAGAAACUCUAAAAAAUAAAUAUUAGUUAUGGAUGGAUAAUCUCUAAGUGUAGCAAUGGAAGUUGAUAAAAAGUAGCUUGUUAAUGUAUGCACAAGGGCUGCAUCUGUCCUUUUAUGCGAAUGCACUCCUCAAUAGAAGCACUAGAUAAUAGAUCUAAUUAAAUAGUAUACUGAUUAUAGAAUUGCGGCUAUAGGAGAUGGAGCAAAUGAUGUUGGAAUGAUAUAAAGUGCUCACUUAGGAAUUGGAAUAAGUGAUUCUGAUAAUAAAUUGGCAUAGCUGGCUGCAGAUGUAACUAUUCCUGAGUUUUAUUACUUAAAUCAGCUAUUAUUAUGGCAUGGAAGGUGUUACAAAAAAGCUGUCUCUUUGUGUUCUUUUGUAUAUUAAAGAGGGUUAGUAAUUGCUUUCAUCGAAUUGAUUUUUGUCGGAGUAUUUUACACUAUUACAAUAUAAAUAUUUAAUGCUUAAUUACUACUCUGUUAUGCUACCAUAUUUACUAUUUUCCCAGUGCUAACACUAGUUAUGGACUCAGAUAUAGAUAUAAACACAUGUAUCUCAUUUCCUCAACUUUACAAAUCAGCUUUAAAAGGAAGACAUUUAAAUCUAAGAACAUUCUUUUCAUGGAUCUGGAAAGCUGUUUAUCAAGCUACCGUUUUGAUGAUGCUAAUAUUCACUUUCUUCUAAAGAUAAUACUUUUUGAAUAUAGAAACAUUUGUUCUUUUUGAAUUAAUAUUCACAGAGUAUUUUAUGAUUUUCUCUAAAAUUUACUAGAUCAAAAAGAUAAAAUGGAUCCAGGCAUUAUUUAUAGGUAUUUCGCUGAUAAUCUAUCUUUUAAUACUAAUUUUCUUAUAGCCUUAGUUUGAUAUAGGAAACAUAUGGACUUUAUAAACAAUUGGAAUACUUUUAUUGAUAAUUUUAAUAGCAUUAAUCCCUAUGCUUGUAAUUCACCUCUUAAGAAUGAAAAUAGAGCCCACAGAUGAUGAGAAGGUUUUAAGAAGUGCACUUAAUAGAGCUAGCUCAGAGUAACUAUCUCAAUGA